Messenger RNA from Camarhynchus parvulus, 683 nucleotides. It is a transcript of the gene DPY30, whose product is annotated as dpy-30 histone methyltransferase complex regulatory subunit. The coding region runs from base 164 to 463 and encodes 99 amino acids. Gene Ontology annotation, cellular component: Set1C/COMPASS complex. The transcript is spliced from 5 exons. NCBI's taxonomy places the organism in Eukaryota, Metazoa, Chordata, Aves, Passeriformes, Thraupidae. The record is from RefSeq and is a predicted model, not a curated record.
GGGGGCCGGCCGCGCGACCGCUUCACUGACGUCAAAACACUCCGCGACGGCGGCCGCGGUUGCUGAGGAGCGGCUCCCGGUGUCCCGCCGAUCCCGGCGUCCCGCUCGCCCCGGACCGACCGGCGAUCUUCUUGGACGUCCAUCAAAUUUCACUUUUUGAAUCAUGGAGGGAGAACAGAUUAUGGAGGGACAGCCACAGGUUCCUGAAAAUCCUCAUUCCGAAUACGGCCUCACUGAAAAUGUAGAGAGGAUAGUAGAAAAUGAGAAACUAAAUGCUGAGAAAACAUCAAAGCAGAAGGUGGAUCUUCAGUCAUUACCCACACGUGCCUACUUGGAUCAGACAGUUGUACCUAUCUUGCUACAGGGACUUGCUGUUCUUGCAAAAGAGAGACCGCCCAAUCCCAUUGAAUUUCUAGCAGCAUAUCUUUUAAAAAACAAGUCACAAUUUGAGGACCGAAAUUAACUCCAUAAAAAUGAGGACAGUUUGGCUGCUAGACUGAAAUGUUCAUUUGCCGCAAUUUGUUUUCUGCUGUAAAAAUCCUUUAGCCACGUUGUUGUCUUUCUUAACUGCACAAUUUGCUUUAUCUUUUGAGUUUAUUUAAUAAAGAACACUUUACAUUUAAUUGUUCUCUUGUUUUAAACUAGCUAUUAAGAGACUUUGGAAAUAAAAUACUGAAACUCCA